UACACGAUCCAGUAGCACAGCGCGACUUUUUGAUCGCGGGACUAGCCUGCCAGCGAUCGAGUCUCAAGUCUCAACUCGAGAGACAUCAUGAGCAAGAGGGGCAGGGAUGUGUGGGACAUGGAGCUGGGCAGCCUUGACACGGCCCGCGUGCUCAUGCUCCUCGCGCAGCAGCACCAGCACCACCACCGCGGCGUCGCCGGGGCAGCGCAGGCGAUGGGCGGCGGCCGCGUGUUCGAGUGCAAGACGUGCAACCGGCAGUUCCCCACGUUCCAGGCGCUCGGGGGGCACCGCGCCAGCCACAAGCGCCCCAAGCUGCAGCACCCGCAGCUGCACGCGGUUGGCAACGCCGACGACGGCGCGGCGCUCUGCCUCGGCCGCCAGAUGCCCCCGGUGCCGCCAAGGCCGAGGGUGCACGUGUGCCCCGUCUGCGGGCUCCAGUUCGCCGUCGGCCAGGCGCUGGGUGGGCACAUGCGCCGGCACCGUGUUGAGGCCGAGGCCGCGGCCACAUGCGCCGGCGGGAUCUGCCUGGGCCUGAACCUGACGCCUUCGGAGAACUGCGCCAAGUGUAGGAGCGUGGCGGGGCUCGGCGCUGCUACCGGGCAGGGUGUACAUAAGGCGCUGAGCGGGCACAUGCGCCGGCACACCGCCGAUGCCGAGGCCCACGAGCCGAGCGAGAAGGAAUGUUUGGAUAAGUUGGGAAAAAGAUAA
Molecule: messenger RNA, 708 nt
Organism: Triticum aestivum (bread wheat)
Lineage: Eukaryota; Viridiplantae; Streptophyta; Magnoliopsida; Poales; Poaceae
Product: zinc finger protein ZAT11-like
Exons: 1
Coding region: 88-708 (206 amino acids)
Source: RefSeq, a predicted model, not a curated record